Molecule: messenger RNA, 873 nt
Organism: Theileria annulata
Lineage: Eukaryota; Apicomplexa; Aconoidasida; Piroplasmida; Theileriidae
Product: methyltransferase (HUSSY homologue), putative
Exons: 6
Coding region: 1-873 (290 amino acids)
Biological process (GO): rRNA (guanine-N7)-methylation
Cellular component (GO): nucleolus
Molecular function (GO): rRNA (guanine) methyltransferase activity
Source: RefSeq, a predicted model, not a curated record
AUGUCGACUCGGCCGGAGCAUUCUGCUCCACCUGAAAUUUUUUACAGCUCCGAAGAAUCUCGCAAGUAUAAUACGAAUUCACGUAUUUCAAAGAUUCAAACCGAAAUGUCUGAAAGAGCACUUGAAAUGCUGUUACUUCCAGAGGACCAAACUAGCUUGGUGCUGGAUAUAGGUUGCGGAACUGGAAUUAGCGGUAACGUAAUUUCAAAUUCUAAUAAUUUCUGGAUUGGACUCGAUAUCAGCCAACAUAUGCUAAAUGAAUGUUUGUUGAACGACGUUGAAGGCGAAGUUGUUUUAUGUGAUAUUGGUGAGAAUAUGAACUUUCUUCCGAACAUGUUCGACGGAUGCAUUAGUAUAAGUGUGUUGCAGUGGCUAUUCAUAUCAAACAACAAGUCACAGGAUCCUUAUCGCAGACUAUGUUGUUUUUUCAAGUUUGUUGAUCAGUUUUUACACAACUACCAAUGGUUGUACAAGUCUUUGGCUUAUAAUGCAAGAGCGUGUCUUCAAUUUUACCCUGAAAAUGCCGAGCAGGUCGACAUGUUACUUGAUAUAGUAAGAAAGUGUAAUUUUAACGGUGGAUUGGUGGUGGAUAAUCCAAACUCAGUCAAGGCUAAAAAGUAUUAUCUUUGUAUUUGGUCACAUAACAGUAACAUUUAUCAUAAGUUGCCCAAACCAAUAGACGAAGAGGCACAAGUUGAUGAGGAAGAUGAUUUCGUUAACAAAAAUGUGAAAAAACGCCAUAAAAAUAAGCUAAGUUACAAGGAUAAAAUCAUUAGGAAGAAGCAACAACAAAGGAACAAGGUAAUACUAUCCUACUAUUACUCUAUUAUACACUAUAAUAUCAAUGUAUUAGGGACUGCAUAUAAGACCUGA